Salpingoeca rosetta is the source of this 699-nucleotide messenger RNA. RefSeq lists its product as uncharacterized. NCBI's taxonomy places the organism in Eukaryota, Choanoflagellata, Craspedida, Salpingoecidae. The transcript is spliced from 2 exons. The coding region runs from base 1 to 699 and encodes 232 amino acids. The record is from RefSeq and is a predicted model, not a curated record.
AUGACCGCCACCACCAUGGCGACCCACCCAACUGAUGACAGCCUGCUGGCGAUUGACACUGCGCGAGGUGAUGUGGUUGUGUGCGACGUCGCCAACCACAAGGUCCUCAGCAAGCUCAAAGUGAGCAGAAACGCUCCGGUCAAGUUUGGUGUCUUUGCCCGUCACAGCAGCGUCUUGUUGGUCAACUCUGUUGAGAGCGUGAUCAAGUGCGACUACAGCACCGGUCAGCACACCACCAUACUGCAUCGCAAUGACAGAGCAGAUGACAUGGUCACCGUUUCGCGAGGCAGGGUUGCCCUGUGGGCGCUGGGACCGACCCUGAACCGCGCCAUGAUCCCCACACAGCAGUUUGACCUGUGCCACCUCCGCCCAACGACAGACCCCAGAUGCCGCCCCUACGUCAUUGUGCCCAUUGUUGUUCCACCAGCAACACCUCCCGCAGAUACGCAAAUGCUUGACGACUACGAUGUCACUGCGUUGCCGAACGUACCUGACAUCAUCUGCCAAGCAUCUCGACCAGGCAAAGAAGAUGAUGGAGGCGGCUACGUCGACUUCUUUUGUCCUGGACUGCCUAAUCCAUCUGGCAUAAUCGCGGUGGUGCUGGACGCAUUCUGCUUCAUCACACAGGCCAUCCGCGAGACACGGUGCAAACGACAACAGCACCACCAGGUGACAAGGAUGGCAACCAAGUGCAGCUGA